UAGCUAACGUUAGUUGCUAACGUUUUAUUGUGCUUUAUUAUCACUUGCGGUGCUAUUUGGUAAAAUUGGAGAACAAGCAGUUGAUUCAACAUUAACAGCGGAAAUGUUGGAGGAAAACACAACUUCUGUUGGUGAGCGGACGGAGACCUCACCGACAGCGUCACAGGGAAACGUUGAAGUGGAGCAGCAGGAGGUUGAAGAGGGACCGAAGGAGCGGCGCUCUGCAGACAUGUACUACAACUAUGAGGAACUUCACUCCAGACCGUCCACCACACCUGACUCUGAAAUCCCAGAGAACCUCCUGCACCUCUCUCACUCCUUUGGCUAUGACAGUGGGCGCAGGGGGAACCUGCAGCUCCUGGAUGACAGGACUCUGAUCUUCAUAGCAGGCAACCUGCUCGUCCUGUUGGACGUUUCCACCAAGAAGCAGAGAUACCUCCGCUCCUGCAGCGGAGGAGGAAUCGGCUCCAUUACGGCACACCCUAGCAAGGAGUACUUUGUUGUAGCAGAGAAGGGAACGAAGCCCAACAUCAUAGUAUAUGAAUAUCCCUCGCUACGACCAUUCAGCAUCCUCAGAGGCGGUACGGAGCGGGCAUACAGCUUUGUGGAUUUUAAUCCCGACGGGAGCCUGCUGGCCGGCGUGGGGAGCGCACCCGACUACAUGCUGACGCUGUGGGACUGGAGGAAGGAGGAGGUGAUGGUGAGCUGCAAGGCUGUUUCUCAGGAGGUCUACCAAGUCAGCUUCUCCCAAUACAACCCGAUGCUGCUCACAUCAUCAGGAUCUGGACACAUCAAGUUCUGGCAAAUGGCGAGCACAUUCACAGGCCUUAAGUUGCAAGGAUUUAUGGGACAUUUUGGGAAAACUGCAGCGACUGAUAUUGAGGGCUAUGUGGAACUUCCUGAUGGAAAGGUGGUGUCUGGCUCAGACUGGGGCAACUUGUUGCUGUGGGAUGGGAAUGGCAUCAAGGUGGAGAUUUGCUGUAAGGAGGGGCGGAACUGCCACGUGGGGACGGUCCAGCCAUUCGCCCUGGAAGACGGACAGCUGAUGACGAUUGGCUCUGAUGGAGUGGUCCGGGGUUGGGACUUUGAGAGCAUCGACACUGCCGACAGUACCGGCGACAGCAGCAGGUUUGAGCUUGAGCCCAUGAAUGAGAUGGUGGUUGGACACAACGUCUGCCUCUCCUCUGUGGUGAGGAGCUCCCUGCCUGACUCCUUCAUCUGCUUUGCUCAGGAUUCCAGCGGAGCCAUCUGGAAACUGGAUCUUUCAUUCACCUACACGACUCCAGAUCCAGAGUGCCUGUUUUCCUUCCACUCCGGGGCGAUCCAGGGCCUGGUCGCGUCGAGGAAAUCUCACCUGAUGGCCACGACCGCUCUCGACCGUUCAGUCAAAGUUUUUGACUUCCUGGCCAAAAGAGAGCUGACCAGCAGUCGCUUCAAUCAGGGAGGAACUGCUCUCAGCUGGGCUCCACCUUUGGUGAACCAGAGUGGAAGUUUACUGGUGACGGGCUUCGAGGACGGGGUGGUCCGGAUACUGGAGCUGUACGACCCUCAAAGGCUGCAAGUGGUCACCGGGCGCAGCCCCAAAGGAGAUGCCAAGCUGCGCCUCAAACAGGCCUUCAAACCCCAUAAUGCCCAUGUAACUGCUAUUGCAUAUGAACGAAAUGGAGAGAUCUUAGCUACGGGGAGCUGUGACCGCACUGUGUUCUUCUUCACCGUCGGGGAGAAAUACAACCCCAUUGGCUUUGUCCACGUUCCUGGGCCGGUGCAGGCGCUGGAGUGGUCCCCUCAUUCCCACACUGAAAGCAGGCUGCUCAUCCUGUGUCAGAGCGGUCAUGUGGUCGAGGUUCACAGUCCUGAUCCAGAGGCCCAGAGGCCGACCAAAACCUUCCAGCUGGCUGAACUGCCCAGCAGAUCAUUCAGAUUCAGGAGUAUCAAAUCUCGAAUCAAGAGAGAGGAGGAAAUCGCAAGACGUCAAGUCAUAAAAGAGAAGAAGAAGGAAGAGAGAGAGGAGAAGGAGGAAGAAGAGUUGCCCGCUAUCUACAUCCCUGACCCCCCAAGUCCUCUCUACUGUGGCUUCUACUCACAGCCUGGCCAGUUCUGGCUGUCCAUGGGUGGCUUUGACUCCGGUUUCCUGUAUCACUGUAAGUUCUCUGAGAUGCAGGACGAGGAUCCGGACCAGCGGCAGGAUGAGCCGUUCGCCUUCUUUCCUGUCCACAGCAAAGAUGACGACCCCAUUCGCUCUGUCACCUUCAGCUCCAACAGGCAGCUGCUGCUCUGCGGCAUGCACUCAGGCUUCAUCAGGGUUUACCCUCUGCAGCCUGGCGACAGCAGCCUCACCUCCAUGCAGGCCUACUGGGCUCUCAGUGUCCACGACAACCAGUACGGACACCUGCGGCACAUCUGCUGUAGCCAUGACGACCACUUUGUGCUGACCGCAGGAGAUGACGGCAACAUCUUCUCCUUCAGCCUGCUUCCCCCAGAGGAGCUACAGAAAGGCCUGCAGAAAAAGAGGGCCACGGUUCCUUCACCCAGGGUGGGUCUUGAGAAUGAGGCGUUAGCCCAGGACAUUGAGGACCCAGCUGCCUACAGCAUAGAGACGGCCAAGCAGAAGCUGCAGAAGGACCGUCUGCGGCGGGAGGCCGGCCUGAAGAUUGCGGCGAAGCGCAAGAAGCUGGCCGAGCUCCAGAAGAAGUUUAAACAGCUGAUGAAUGACAACCAGAGUAUGCCGAAGCAUGUUCGCCUGAAUCCUGCGGAGCUGCAACUGGAUCGGCGUUUCAGUGAGCAGGCAGAGAGGGUCAAGGCCCAGCGGGUCAGGGAGGUCAGAAAGCAGAUGGGCUGGGAGGAGGAGCGCUGCAGCAUAGCGCUCAGCAAACUGCAAGACUGGUGCAAGGACACUCUGGAGGCCAACAUGGUGACUGUGGUUGCCAUCGGCACCGACCAUAGAGUCUCCACUUCCUGUCUGUCGGCACUCGCAGAGCCUUCCUCCCGGCUCAGACAUCUGAGGAGACCCAGCUGGCCCGACGGACACAAAGCUGCUGGACCAGAACGCAGAAAAUCCAGAGCCGAUCCUGCAAAAGACAGCGGCAUAGAAAACGGGGAGGUGCUGCGCUGCCCGCAAGCUCGUCCAGCAGGAAUACAGCUGACAAAUCGGCAGGUCGAGAGGCUCCGAAAGGCUGCAGAGAAAGCUGAACAAGCUCAAGCCAAGAUAGAGAAGAGGAAGCAGGAUUGGGCCCGACUUUGCGCAGAGAAGCCAAACAAGGACAGUGAGGAUCCGCAGGAUGUUCAGGCCAUCCGUGAAGCCAAAGAGAACAUCGGAGACUUAAAACUGAAGUCAGACAAAAACUUUACGGUGCCGAAACACCUGAGGAUGAAUGCUGAGAGGAAGAGAGCAGAGCUGAUAGGCCUGGAGGAAAAUGUCUGUGAGAAGCAGGCUGAGAUGAAUGGACACAUCGUGGCGUUGCGGGACUCUAAGGUUCGUCUCGUGUCUCAGUUGCACGCUCAGGCUCAACAGGUCCAGAAGGUCCAGCGGCGUCUGGCGGCCCAUCUCCACCGUCCUCCACCUACCCUGCCCACUUUACUACCAGAGGAAACCCCAGAGAAGAGGCUGCAGUACAGCAAUGCCACCCUGAAGCGAUACAGGGUUCUGAAGGAACAGAGGUUGCAGACCAUUGAGCCGGAGGGAGCCACACAUUUACUGGAGCAGUUGGAGAAAGAGAUGGAAGGAGAGGAGGGGAAAGAGGCAGAGGAGAGGACUCCCAGUCUGCCAGCUUCAUCUGCAACCAGAGAAGAAGAAGAGGAAGAAGAAGAGAUGGCAGAGGAGAAAGGCACAGAACUGAGCGAGCUGGAAGAGGAGCUCCGGAAGGAGGAGGAGGUCAGACUGCUGUACGAGCAGAACUCUCUGCUGGAGCAGAUGGAGAGUUCGGUGUGUCGGUUUGACGCGGAGCUCAUGCUGCUGCGUCACCAGAAGCUGGGUCUCGACUGGCAGCUGAAGAUGGCCGACCUCCGGCAGCUGACUCUCUUCCAGGAGCUGCUCAUCCUCAAGGAGUUCGAGAGGAGGGAGGACAGCCUGCAGGAGAACCUCAACGGACGCAUUAAGGAGGAGAGCAGCAUUACGUCUGACCUGGAGGAGUUUAACGAAGAGCUGGAACUGAAGCAGGAAGACAUAGCUCAGCUGCACGAGAGAGAGAAGGCUCUGACUGCGGUCUUCCAGGCCUCGCUGGGCAAAGAAAACAAGUUUGAAGAGUUUCUGACCAAAGUCUUCAAGAAGAAGAUCAAACGCGUAAAGGUUGAGGAGCAGACAGGUAGUGAAGGUGAACGGAAGUAACACAAGUGAGAUUGUGUGAUGCUGUGUGUGUGUGUGUGUGUGUGUGUGUGUGUUUCAAUGUGUCCUUUAUGAUCCAAUUCUUUGUUUGCAGAGGAAGAGGAGGACAGUGAUGAAGACGAUGACUGGGAUGAUGAUUAUGACGAGGGCACGGAGGACGGAGGAGCAGCUCUGGACGACAAUCAUUGCCCACCAGGCUGUGAGCCAGAGUUGUUUGAGAACACACUGCAGUUGCGUGAGCGUCGGCUGGACCUCGAGGAACUGCUGGUGGAGGAGAAGAAGAGUGCUGAAGUGCUGAAGAAAGAGUGCGACGCCCUCGUCAAAAAGGAGAAAUCGAUGAAGACUAGCCGGAAGGCAGCAGAGGACGACAUGGAGUUGAUGAACAGGGAGAAGCAGCAAAAGAUGAACGAGCUGGAUAUGGUGGUCCCUCUCAGACUGCACCAGAUUAAGUUUGUCUUAAACGGAUCGGUGCCGUCAGACCUGAGCCCGGCGUUGGUGCUGGACAUGACGGAGCUCGACAGGCUGCAGGAGCGCAUCAAGCAGUUGCAUGCGGAGAAGAGUCAGCAGAGAGAUCUGUACUGUGAGGCGCGCAAGCAUCACGUCAGGCUCGUCCACGACCGCAGGCUAAUGGACGCCAACAUCCAGGUGCUGGAGAAGCAGUGCAAGCAGCUGAUGAUGUUGAAAUUUGGGAGGCUGGUGAAUCUGGAGUCUCUCCAGACGCUGUCGGGGAACAGGACGCUGGAGGAGCUUAAGCAGCAGAAAUUCCUCCGAGAAGUGGCAUACGCCAAGGAAAUCAAACACUGGGAUAUGAAGGUAGAAGAGGCACAUCAGGCUCUGAUGGAGGUAACCAGGUGUAACACAGAGCAUCUCCUCUGCAUGACCAACCUCUUGGACCAGAAAAAGGAACUGGAGAAUAAACUCAACGCCAAGCAGAAGAAAAUGGGCAGACAGUUCCAGGACAACAGGAGACGGGUGGAUCAGGAGGAGAUUCGGAGGCUCGUGGGGCUGGUGAAAACCCAAUCGCAGCAGGCCGAGGCCCUCAGGAGAGAGAUUGGCCUCUUGUCUCGACAAGGAGGCCACGUCCUGCCCCCAGGCCGGGCCCUGCUGCCCCCUCUCGCCCCCCUGCCCACACUCAGAGGCCGCACCCACACCGAAGCCUCCUUGUCCCGUCAAGGAGGCUGCGUCCUCCUGCCCGGCCCGCCCCCGCUGCCCCCCGCUUACCCCCUUGUCCGCCACACCCACACCAGCAAACAAGGAUUAGGGCAUCUGUCCAAACAGCUCAAAGUCGCCCAGCAGACAGGGAGCUACUUAACUGAGGACAGAAAAUAAUUGAUUUUAAUAACUGAUUUUGUCUUUACUGCAAGCUACCCAUUGGAGUUUUAAACCUUUUGAUACUGUUGAACACCAUGACUUUUUCUCUAAUUUUUCCAAGCUAAAUAAUACAGGAAUACAGAAUAAUACUUUUUUUACGUUCUAUCUUGAACGUAAAAAAAGUUAGUUAAAUGUCUAGCGGCCUCAAGAAAGCAAACUCUAGACCCAUAAAUCCCCCUCCUGUGUGGGUGGCAUUCAGCUCUAUGUUGCUAUCAAUCUUAAUGGUCAUUCAGAGCUCUCCAUUUGUGUCAUAACGUAAGCGUAUACCUUCUGAGUCUGACUGCUACAUUUUGAGUUCUGAAUCGCCUUCAUUGUGUAGUGUUUUGUGUUAGUUCACCAAUUGUUUUUGACACUUAGAACAACGUGAAACGGGAUGGCCCUCUUCCCGUUGUAACGGUUGUCUGAACUACUUCAGACAAAUGGAGUGUUUUUUUAUGGUAGUAUUGGUAAUUGUAAAGAAGCCAUUCAACUAUAUUCAACUACAUUUCAGAGGGAAGCAAUUCACGUUUUGGUCAACAGCAUUUAGAGCUGUAUAAGAUCACAGAGCGUCUUCCACAUGAUACAGAAAAAAUAAACUCUCUCAUAUA
This is a messenger RNA of Cyclopterus lumpus (lumpfish), 6279 nucleotides long. RefSeq names its product cilia- and flagella-associated protein 44. Lineage: Eukaryota; Metazoa; Chordata; Actinopteri; Perciformes; Cyclopteridae. The transcript is spliced from 33 exons. The record is from RefSeq and is a predicted model, not a curated record. Gene Ontology annotation, molecular function: protein binding.